CUCUAUCGCGUAAAUUGCCGCUUGGGCCAUCUCCCAAUCCCAACUCGUUCUUUGUUCCGAUCGCGGACUCCAUAUUGUUAAGAUGUCCGACGGCAGCUUCCUUCGGUUGCUUCAUAUCAGGUUUCAAAAUGCAGAAGUGGGGACUACGCGCACCAGUCGCUGUACCAGUAUGGAUUGUUGACUGUUGUUGACUGUAUACUUUGCUCCGCUCCAUCCACCACCAAUGGUUUUUAAUCUCUGAACGUGGUUAUACCACGUUAUGUACGCUCUACUCAAGUUUGAGAAACGACGUGCAUCACGAUGCGCGUUUCAUAACAUUCCGAUCUCAGUGGACGGAUCGAGAAGUAUGCUGAAAUAUAAUGCGGCAGAAUGAUAUAUUUUCCGGCAUUUUUUCUCAUUUUAUCGUGGUUCGGGAGCAGACUGCAGGGUUCCAAUAUCAAUAAUACUCUAACGUCAUGGACUGGUGGACCACGUGCCAAACUGGAGGUAUGGCCUCAGAUCGUAAAUGGAGACGGACAGAAAUUGAUGCUACGUAGGAAAAAUGAACCCUUGAACAUGACCUGUACAGCGGUUUAUCAGAGCGGUGAAAAAAAUAAUGAACUUUUAUCCGAUUACAUAGUCGACUGGAAAGUGCCUUUUCAUGUAAAUAAUCGCGGAACCAAAAUGGAACGUGGUCAGGGUCCUAAUGUGGCGUGGCUGUGGUUUGAAAGGCUGGCCGAGAAAGAUGCAGGAGAUUACAGAUGUAUGGCAGUUUCUGUAAAUUCCCAGAAGCAGCAGACAUUGUCCUUAAAUAUUCAUCUAACCGUUAAACAUAAGAUUAUGUACUGUGAUCCUCGAUGGUUCAAAUGUCACUCAUCCAUUUGUAUAAUGCCACGAUUCAUGUGCGACGGUAAACGGGAUUGCGAAGACGGAGAGGACGAAAGUAUGGCAGCGGGCUGUGGUCCAGACCCUUGCGUCGGAAAAAUAUACUGUGACGAAAGAUGCAUCCCACCUGACUGGUGCUGCGAUCAACAUAAUUGUAGCGCGAAUUCACAGUUAGCACGUCCAGAACCUCCUACCAUACAUCCACGUUUCGGAGACAUGAGCUUUUUACAGACGACUAUGUUUACGAUCAUUGGUUGCGCAAUGGCCUUUAUGUUCAUAGUGACUAUAUUAAUGAUAGCCAUAUGCAGAGUUCAGAUGAAAAGGGCUAUGAAUUCUAGAUGCUCGCAGCCGAUGAACAUGACUUAUUCGAGACCACAUCACGCAACACCACUAUAUGACCUCGACGUUUAUUUGAAUAGAACCAUGGAUAUCAAUAACCCAGGCGGAGUGAAUGUCAUGUACAACAUCAACAGCGGAGUACAAUUUGUGGGACAACCAGUCGAGCCUCCACCUUAUUCAGAAGUCGUGUUUGUCCCUCCUCGAGAAGGUCCACCUCCACCAUACAUGUCCUACGAUAAUCUCUUAGAAUUGCCCACGGUUCAAGGUGUUUCACCUGUAACUGGUUCUAACAUACCUCUACACGAUAAUCUCGAAGCGUUGGCUCUUAAUCACGCUGUAAACAACGAAGGCGUUGAAUUAACGGAUACAGGUAUUCGUAGGUUUCAGAGUAACAUAGACGCCGGAAACAUUCGCGGUUUUACGGCCGGCCAAGUGCCAGAGCCUCAAAUUCAACACGGUUUAGGGAUAUUUAGCUUUAACUUAGACGAUACCGAUGGCACCUCGAGCACUGGCUUCAAUACAUCUCGAAACGACGCUUUGAACAGGUGCGGUGCCGCAUCCGAUCGUUCAGGAUCGGUCGGUAGUUUUACGCCCACCAGGGAUGUAAUUUUAAGUACGCGGAAUUACGAGCCGGAAUACGUGGAGACGGACGCACUGCUGAUAGAAAAUCGCUCUGCGAACGGAACUCCACGGGCAAUGGACGGAAAAUCCGCGGAAAAUCGUGCGGCUCAGGAAAGCCGCAGGCGGAAGCAGGACCAACGCAGGUCUCUUUGGUACUGGUCCUCCAUCGACAGAAGUCGCUUGGCAGGGACCGAAAACCAUAGCAGAGGUCGUUAUUUGGCAAACUCGGAGAACGAAGGCAUUUUCCUAGAAACCGAACCUCACGAUUCUGGUACAUCGGACAAUGCCUACGGUCAGCAUCCCGAGGUAGCCGCCACUUCCUCGUUUUCUCCGGAUGCCAAUCUGGCGAGCAACUCGAAAGGGUCAGACGCGAAGUCCAAGGUAGAGGCUACUAGUACUUCCAGAUUACUUUCCGGCCAGAAUCCUGCGAAAGAUUCGGCCAAGUCCGAGAAGGACGCGAAGAGGUCCAAUGCGGAGACUGGAGUUACCGUUGUGGAUACUUCUGUACAAACGCUGAAAUGCCUGGAUGAUACUGCGAGCUGCAGUACCAUCGGAGAUAUUUCUACCAGUCAGGAAAGCUUCGGUAUUGGGAACGAUUUCACCUCGUGCCGGGUUCAGAGUCAUAGUUGUAUAAAAGGGGACGAAGGUGGCAAUCUCUUGCCGCGUACCAUUGAUAAUCACAGAUGCGUCGAUUCCUUGGACUUGUCUACCGGAAAUGGCAAUGCGAGUGCUCGCGAUUGCGAGCCUGGUGGAUCAGCGUGCGAAGCUCAACGUUUAUUGUUGCCGUUGAGGGAGUCUUUCAUCGGGGUGCGAAAAGAGACGUGAAUUAACGCCGUUUAAGGAUCUUCCUGCUCUUCCACGUGGAGUGUAAAAUGUCAAACACGCAGGGACCCGAUUCGCAAGUUCAUACGAUCAACUUUCGUAUAAGACUCAAAUGUCGACCAAUGACGCGACUUCCCAACGAUGAAAAAUUUUUCAUGCGGAUCUGUUUGUGCUAAAAAAAAUCCGUAUGAACUCGAGAAUCGAUUGAGUACGUAUUUUUACGUAUGGCGAUCCGGCUCGGCGGGAAUAGAUUUGCUGGAGUAGAGAUGAAUCUUGCUUCCUAUGAUAUUAUUUACCGAUAUUAUAAGAGUGCAUGCAAAAGUGCCCCGAUAGAGCUACUUUUCUCGGCGAUGCUUGCAUCAGGAAAAUCCGGGAAUAUUCGUAGCCGCUCUUCUCGGGUAGCGUUUACACGUACAUUGCGUAAUAGUUACUUUAAGUAAGGAGUAGGAGAUACCAUAUUGGUAGCGAAUACGGCCAUUCAUUGUAUUUAAUAAGUACAAUACUUAAACCGAUUGUAGCUAAACACGCGCGCGUAGCUGAGUUAGGGCAACGAUAUCUCUCUCUCUCGAGGUCGUUAAAUCCAAACUACUUCUAAUUCUCCUGACGUUCAAAUUUUUAUGCAAAUUAAGGUAUCGCCUAAUAGUACGAAUCUUAUAAGACAUUUAUUACACGUCCUCGCCGACGUCUUUAUCAGCCAGUCUUGCUAAAUCGGAUCUAUGAUCGGGUAGACUAUCUUAUACUUCUAUACAUUAAUAUCUAUCUCCAUAAGAAAGGGAAGAAUGACAUAAUAACGUGCGUACUUAGUAGGUUCGAGCACAUAUCAAAUAUAGAUUUUGCCUUCGAGGCACUUACCACCGGUGCCUGCAUAGAGAUCUCAAGACGGGCAUUUGCUUACAGAAAGAAAAGGAAAAAAAAAAAGAGAAAAAGGACCGGUGCGAGAUGAUUUCGAUGAUGGCCAAUCAGUAGAUAAUAGGUACGCUUAAAAUAACGCAGAAGUACGCGAAGGUCCUAAUAGGCCAUAGGUCCGUAGACACCGAAAAGAUUUAUGAAUAUCAUGUUGUUCUUCCUUUUUUUUCUUUUCUUUACACGAGAAAGGCCUCUGCGAGCCUUCCAUGAUUACGGAGUCGUUUGCGUAAAUUAACCCGUUACCAUUACGUGGACCACUCUGUACGCGAAAUAUUUUAUUAGAUAUCUAUUACUCGUGUAGCAUCCUGACCGAAUGUACAUAAAUUGCGUGUACAUAUUUAUUCCAUCGAGAAUGAGCAGACCUUCUAAGGGUUUUUUUAUCGACCUGUUUUCAGGUUUAGGAGACUCGUGUAUAUAAUAUACGUAUGAUUUACUCGUCACGUGGAACGUUGUUUAGACGUUAUAUUAUUAUAAUAGGCGCCGAUUGUAUCCUAGACAAUAACGUUUAGGGUUGACGGGAAUUUCCUUACUUCAGGGCAUGUUUCUUUGCGUGCACCCGUGUUUAAUUACCUUUAAGUUACUUGAAAGGGUCGAAUACUCGGUAACAAGUUGUGCCUCGCCAAUCAUUCUAUUCACACGAGUGAAUAUACCUCUAAGCUGUAAUUACUAUUUAUUUGUCUGAUAAGUAUGCCGUACGUGGAUAAAAAAAAAAAUCUUGCCCUGCGUUUUAAACAAAGGGCGAUUCGUGAUAGACGUUGAAUUUAUGUGCGUCUUCGUGCCAACGAUUAAACAAAAUACGCCAGUCCGACUUCCAUUAGUUUACGAAGAUACUUUUGUCGCUCUCGCAAAUCAAUUGCAAAUCAAUCGCCCUUUAUCCGACGUUUUUUAGUAGUGCCUAUGGCUAGGCUCCGAACGAUAUUUAGCCUAUAUCUACUACAACGUUCUAUAAAUAUUUUAGCCAGCAAUAUAUUUCUCGAGGCGGUAAUACGUACUAUGUACAGUGCUCGUCAAAGUGGAUGGAUACCUUCCUAAAAGUUAAACCCCGUUAAGAUGUCGAUAGUCUAAAAGGUGAUUAAUCUUAAGUGCAUUGUAUAGAACCUGUCGAAUUCCAACAUGGUGGAGCAUUUUAGCUUCUAGCAGGAAUAAAAGCAGCGACCAGCCAGUGA
This is a messenger RNA of Orussus abietinus, 4718 nucleotides long. RefSeq lists its product as uncharacterized. The record is from RefSeq and is a predicted model, not a curated record. Bases 370 to 2649 code for a protein of 759 amino acids. NCBI's taxonomy places the organism in Eukaryota, Metazoa, Arthropoda, Insecta, Hymenoptera, Orussidae. The transcript is spliced from 6 exons. Gene Ontology annotation, molecular function: protein binding.